AUGUCAUUUGAAUAUUUGGAUCAUCCAGCUGAUGUUAUUUUACAUUCAUGGGGACAAAAUAUUAUUGAAGCAUUUGAAAAUGCAGCUGCAGGAAUGUUUAAUUUUAUGAGUGAUUUAACAAAAGUUGAAGAGAAAGAAAUUAAAAAAAUAAGUAUUGAUGCAACAAGUUAUGAAGAAGCAUUAGUUAAAUUUUUAGAUUCAUGGUUAUGUAUUUUUUCAUCUGAGUUAUUUAUUGGUAAAUCAUUUAAAUGUGAAGUAUUUGAUGAUAAUGAUGAAGAGAAUAUCCAUAUUGAAUGUAAAGGUAUUGGAGAAUAUUUUGUUAUUGGAAAACAUCAGCAAGGAACAGAAAUUAAAGCUAUUACAUGGCAUAAUUUAGAAAUAUAUGAUGAUGAAAAAGAUCAAACACAUAUUCACAUAUUGCUUGAUAUAUAA
Molecule: messenger RNA, 432 nt
Organism: Entamoeba histolytica HM-1:IMSS
Lineage: Eukaryota; Evosea; Mastigamoebida; Endamoebidae
Exons: 3
Coding region: 1-432 (143 amino acids)
Biological process (GO): tRNA splicing, via endonucleolytic cleavage and ligation
Cellular component (GO): tRNA-splicing ligase complex
Source: RefSeq, a predicted model, not a curated record